AUGGAGAGCAGGCGCGGAAGCUCCAAGUCAAAAACGGUGCCAAAACCACGCGGGAUACGGCAAGCGGCUGGCAGUCGUGUGUUGGCGUCCACGGCGACGGAAGCUGCGUCGCGUCGCCAAGGCAGUUUGGCCGCCAGCAGCAAGCGGAAAGGCAGAUAUGCUAGUCCGAGGCCUGGGACUAAUCAAGGGCGCGUAGUGGUGGUGAAGUGGUCGGUUGCGUCGAACACCAAUUCGGCGGUCGGACGACGCUACGGGUCCAUGUCCACGAUUGCAUCCACGCGUCAGUGGUGGAACAACCGGUCCCUGCGGAGUUUGGUUGUUUCAAUCUACUGCACCCUGUUCGUUGCCGCCAUGCGCCGCGUCGUUAUUCGUCAUCGCAAAUGGGUGGUCUGGGAAAACAUCGAAAAGCCGCGGGCGGCGUUCAAGAUUCAAACAGCGUGGCGCGCUCGCCAGCAGAGGAGGCGUAUGCGGCACGAGGCCGCUGCUCGGGUGCUCGUUCCCUUCCUGCGCGAGAAGAUUGGUCGUAUUCUGGCGGCAAAGGAGAAGAGUGCGCUUCUGUUGCAGCGCGUUUUCAGAUCGCAGAAAGAGCGUCACUUUACUCAUUGGUUGUACGAGCAAAUGAAAUACAACAGGGCCCUGCACGUAGUGCGCCAACACCUUAAACAGUACAUGGCGAAACGAUGCCUUCUAUUUCUCACUCUUCAACGUGAUGAGAGGCAGCUAUGUGAGGAGUGUUGCGCCAUGGCUGCGCGAUGCCUCAUUCGCAAAGAACGUGCAGAACUUCUGAAUAUUUUGCAUUGGAUGAAUACAGCUUCUCAAGAGACCUUGACACCGAUGGUACCAAGAUCCAUGCUUGACAGGGAAAUUACCCGCUGUACCGGCUAUUGCCCCUGCCCACCGCCACCGCUACAUGUAGAAGUGACCGACUCGUCCUCAAAUCCUUCUGCCGCCGCACCGGCGAGCAGCGGCGUGUUGCCGUUAGAAGGUAAUCCGCUGGAUGUAUCCUCUGUCGAGGCUGGAAAUAGUGGCAAAAGCGGCAGCACCAGUUCCAUUCAAAGCGCCGGCAGUUGUGUGAUGGGCUUGGGUGACGAUAGUGUGUCCUCGUGGAUCUCGGCCCUGCAUACCGAAGAGGGUGCGCGUCAGCUGCUGGACGAACUCUUUGGACGGAAGUCUCCGUCUUACCCACUGCUGCGCGGAAGCUCUGAACGAUGUCCCAGUUCUGAUGCUGACAGUGUGGCGCACAAUACUUCUCACCCCUUUGUGUACGGCUCGCAGCAAUGCGAAACACGGCACCAAUUGCAAGCUUUAUGCCUCUCACUUCCCAGGCCUCCCUCGUUAAAGGAGGGUGAGGGGGACAUAUGCUCUAGUAACGUGGUGCAGCAGCAGCAGACGUUGUCAUUGAACACAGCUGAGGCAUCACUGCAUCGUGUGGUCGAUGCCUUUACGGAUCUCAUUGUUCGAACAGAGGCGAUUGAACGCAAGGCAUUGGAGUUGGACCUCCAAAAUCGCCACAGUGAGCUUAUGCAUCAAAUCGACUGGUUCGCCGUCACGGUUCAGGCCACACAUGCUUCCCCGCCGCUAUACGCUUCUCUCCUGUCAAACAUGAAGGAACCAUGGGCGGUGCGCCGGGCAGAACAACUUUUCUGCCAGGAGCAUGAAGAACGGCUUAGGUUGGUGGAGGAGUACCAGGCGAUGCCUCUGCGCUUCCUGAAUCGUCCACUACUCAACUUUGUCGCAGAGGAGCGGCGAAGACGGCUGCGGGAACGUGUGCAGACCAUGAACGGUGUCGAGAAAGGGGCGGAGGCGGCAGCGGAGGAGGAAGACAAAAAAAGAAUACAGCCCUCACCAUUUUCGAUUACUGCAAUGCAUUCAAGAUGGCCGCCCAACACAGAUAUAACACCGAUCAGGAGCUUCCACAAUGCUUCGCAGUCCCCAGCGGCGCAACGGAAAGGGCACGAUGCGUGCACUCUCUCUUGGCUAUUUCCUGGGCCUUCUGAAGAAACAACGCAGCUCCAGCAUCAGCAGCAUCUACCGAAGAAGAAAGAUAGUGGCAGCGCCCUUCGCCCCACAUCGUCCACAAUGUCACAAGUUGUGUCACAGGAGGCGGGUCUGCCGUUUAGCCAAAAGAGCAUCACACCGUCAGUAGAUGAUGCAUUCAGUGACAGUAGAAGCGGCAUGCAUCAGGACGUCACGAUGCGUGAGUCACCAAGGGGCACCAACAGCAAAACUGUUCUUCCGAGCUUCCUCUCCUUCUUCACGCCGCCCACUAACACCAGAAAUGUCAACAUUGUGGAUCUCUCGAGUUCUGCGUUGAGUCGAAAUCAGAGCUCGCUCUCCGCAGACAGCGAGAAUGCGGUUUUUCCACGGAUAAAAGUGUUCUCGUCUACUAGCAGUGGUGUGGGCGGCGGGAUGGAUGCUACGGACGACAACAACAACAGUGCCGGUGCCAGCAAGGGUCCGAAGGCGCACUUCCACCUGCCGGUGGCUCCAAGUAAACAAGUUCAAUACGACGCUGGCGAUUCCGAAACGGCGCUCAAAAGCACGAGUAGUGGGAACCAUGGCGGCUGCGGCAGUAGCAUGCCGCGUGGGGUCCCAAUCCCGCUACUGCGCGCCUCUCCAAACUUGGAGCGCAGCACAGUGCCAUCGCUUCCCCAUCUCACACGUACCCCCGAGCGGGAAUGUGUCUUGCACAAGGAAAGUGGUGCGGAUUACGUACGUAGCUGCCGGCUUCGGACACAAGACAUCCCAAAAGAGGCCCAUGAGACACCAUUGCUGGAGAGCCGUCAGAGAAUGUCACCGCUGCCGUCACCUGCGCCAAUGGAAGGUUUCGCAUCCUUCAAAGUACGGGUGGGACGCGCUACAAACCCGAGACUAAAGAAGCUGAUGAUGCAGACGGCUGCGACCACCUUGGGGUCUGGAGCCUAG
This is a messenger RNA of Trypanosoma grayi, 2925 nucleotides long. RefSeq lists its product as hypothetical. NCBI's taxonomy places the organism in Eukaryota, Euglenozoa, Kinetoplastea, Trypanosomatida, Trypanosomatidae. Bases 1 to 2925 code for a protein of 974 amino acids. The record is from RefSeq and is a predicted model, not a curated record. The transcript has a single exon. Gene Ontology annotation, molecular function: protein binding.